AGGAUUUUUUUAUAUAAAAAAAAUUCUCUUAAAAGAAUAAACCACUGGCCAAACAAUAAAAAAAAUCCCUGAAAAUCCAUACAAAUUAAAAACCAGGUUAGUGGGUUACCCGCCUAUUCAGAAUUUCAGGUUCGGAUUCCGACUACUGAACUAGAAAAACAAAGCAUCUUCUCACUGUCUAGUUUCCUUAACAAUUCAAAAGUGCCCAAAGCCUACUUCCUUAAAAUCCCCAAAAAAGAAUCUUUGCUAUUUCACCCCAAAUAUAUGUCAACAGAACCGACGAUGACGAUGACGACGACCGAACCUUUCAAACCCUACACUCUCUCCCAAACCCUAACCGUCCACAAAAACGCCGUAUCCUCCCUCAAAUUCUCCUCCGACGGCCGCCUCCUCGCUUCCUCGUCCGCCGACAAAACCCUCCGCACCUACUCCGUCUCCCCCAUCAACGCUACUCUCACUCCUAUCCAUGAAUACGCCGGCCAUGACCAAGGCGUCUCCGAUGUGGCCUUCUCCUCCGACUCCCGGUUCCUGGUCUCUGCUUCCGACGACAAAACCCUCCGUCUCUGGGACGUCCCUACCGGCUCCUUAAUCAAAACCCUCCACGGCCACACCAACUAUGUCUUCUGCGUCAACUUUAACCCUCAAUCUAACAUGAUCGUUUCGGGUUCUUUCGACGAAACGGUGCGUAUUUGGGACGUGAAAACUGGUAAAUGCUUGAAAGUUUUGCCCGCACAUUCCGAUCCUGUCACAGCCGUUGAUUUUAAUCGAGAUGGGUCCCUUAUUGUUUCGAGUAGUUAUGAUGGGCUUUGUAGGAUUUGGGAUGCUGGAACUGGCCAUUGUAUGAAGACUUUGAUUGAUGAUGAGAAUCCGCCUGUUUCUUAUGUUAAGUUUUCGCCUAAUGGGAAAUUUAUUCUUGUUGGGACUCUGGAUAAUACUUUGAGGCUUUGGAACUUCGAAACUGGGAAAUUUUUGAAAACUUACACUGGCCAUGUGAAUGCAAAGUACUGCAUUGCAUCUGGUUUCUCUAUAACAAAUGGGAAGUACAUUGUCAGCGGUUCUGAAGACAACUGUGUAUACUUGUGGGAACUUCAGUCUCGGAAGGUAGUUCAGAAGUUGGAAGGCCAUACUGACACUGUUAUUUCAGUUUCAUGUCACUCCACUCGGAACAUGAUCGCAUCUGCUGCACUUGGCAAUGACAAGACUGUGAGGAUCUGGACUCAGGAGAAGGAAUGAUAUGUAUGUUUAAUACCAGUUGUUUAACAUGCUUUAAGUUGGGACACUAGGUAAGAUUUUGAUUCAAUUGUAGACCAACUUGCUUGUCCGGCUGAAAUGUGAAUUAUUCUGGACCGAUUGCUAUUUGUGUAACAUUCUUCCUUGUACCAUAAUUUCGCUAAUGAUUCCCUUUCAACCAAUGUAUCCGAGAACACCCCUUUGAGAUGUGUUCAAAUUUGUUUUUAUUUAAAUUUGUUUUCCUUUUGGGAUCAUUAGAAUAGUAGAAUAAGAGGAAACAUUGUUCAAUAACCAAGAAAAAGUUUUGUCGUCCCUGCUUUCAAUAUAUAACCUCCUGCCAACACUUGAAAGUUAGAAUGGAAUUUUAUAGACAGAGGAUUCCAUG
Messenger RNA from Durio zibethinus, 1615 nucleotides. It is a transcript of the gene WDR5A, whose product is annotated as Transducin/WD40 repeat-like superfamily protein. Gene Ontology annotation, molecular function: histone binding. The record is from RefSeq and is a predicted model, not a curated record. Lineage: Eukaryota; Viridiplantae; Streptophyta; Magnoliopsida; Malvales; Malvaceae. Gene Ontology annotation, cellular component: Set1C/COMPASS complex.